Coffea arabica (coffee) is the source of this 4033-nucleotide messenger RNA. RefSeq names its product protein CHROMATIN REMODELING 25-like. Gene Ontology annotation, cellular component: nucleus. NCBI's taxonomy places the organism in Eukaryota, Viridiplantae, Streptophyta, Magnoliopsida, Gentianales, Rubiaceae. The record is from RefSeq and is a predicted model, not a curated record. Gene Ontology annotation, molecular function: ATP binding; DNA translocase activity. Gene Ontology annotation, biological process: reciprocal meiotic recombination; double-strand break repair via synthesis-dependent strand annealing.
ACUAGACGAACAGGGAGCUGCCUGGAUAUAUUGUCUGUACAUCUUCCCGUACCACAUUUUACUAUUCUAUCUGGAAAUUCCCCAGCCACUGUAUGUGCAAUCCAAACAUAUAUAUCUAUAUGUUUUAUCUGAAACUCGUUUUCUCAAUAUGUUUCUCCUCCUUCACCAUUAUUCAGAACAAACACAAGUUUGGUCGCAGGACCGCAAUAAAAGGUUCGACUCCAGCUAGUUCCUGUGGUUGUUCUAAUCCUCCUUCUGCUCAAAUUUGGGUGGGGAAAAGAUAUAUGCUGUCUCUGGCAAUUUAGACAAUUGCAUGACAUAAUAAUACCAACUGCGAAAAAAAUGUCAUGUACUUUGAAAUAUCGUGCAUGAAGUUGGAGCAUUAUGGCGAGUAAAAUAUGUUGAUUAAUUAGCGUUGAGUAGUUGUGUAAACAAAAUAUGCAGACAGAUCAUGCUAUCAAAGUUUCAAUCAUGAAGGUCUUUUGUUAUAGCUUUCUCAUCAAAUCAUGUACUACUCUUAGUAAAUUCAUUAGAUACUACUCCAUAAUUAAUUCACGUAAUUGAUUGACAGAGUCUAGUAUCAAAAAGAAAGAAAUAGGAGUAGUUAUGAGAGAAGUUCGCUCUUUUACCAUGAGAAACCGUAAUAGUGCUCCAUCCUUGUAGUAACAAGCUAGUACUCAUAUAGCUUUGAAAUACUAGUAACAUCCCUCUCGUAGAAAAAAAAAAAAAAAGGGAAAAUAUGAAUAUUAAUGGAUACGAUGGUUUUAACGUGUAAUGAAUUAUAACAAGACGUCUUUUUAAAAUUUGUUUUAGUAUAAAACUUUGAAUCCAAAACUUGGAUAAACUGGAUAAUGAUGUGACAUAAUCUGAGUUACUGAGUUUUUGAAGAUCGGAUCUAUCCAAGUGUGAUUCAUACUUCUAAACAUUCUUUUGGGCCCAAAAAAAAAAAACAAAAAAACUUAUAAUAUACAUAUGUUCUGUAGCCGCCUCCCCACGAUCCAUUUUUAGCGCCAAAAUAAGUUGUAGCAGGUUUAAAAGAAGCAGAGCAACUAGGACGGACCGAGUACGACAGCGUCCGAGAGAAGCCACAGAUAAGAAAUGGAAGACGAGGACGAUGCGCUGACCGAUCCAGACCCCAGCGAUACCGGCCACGACUUCACCUGUGAAUCCGAAGACGAUCCAGACUACAAAUCAUCCACUAGCGACAACGAUGGUCACGAUAUCGACGCCGAAACAUCCAACAUUUAUCCAGCUCCGGCAAACCAAGACAGAAAGUUGCAAAACGUCGACGCUCUUGUCAGGGGAAAUCUAGUAGUGAAAAGGCAGUCAUUACUUCCGCGAGUUUAUUCUGUGACGGAUGCAGCAGCUAGCGUUAGGAAGCCAUUUAAACCUCCUUGCUCAAAUGGCUACUGCGAUAACAAUGAACAGCUAGCACGACGCCUGUGGGCUCGGAAAAGGUUUGUGCCCUGGGGUUCCUCUAGACCGGCUUUGCUUGGUAUUACAAAUAGGCUAAACGUCUCUGAGACUGCUGAGACAGAAGUGGUGGAAGAGAGUGUGGAAUUACCACCCGGACUUGAACCUUUGGUGUUAUGGCAGCCUGAGGAGGUGGACUGUAACUCGACAACAAUUAUAGUGGAUCCCUUGCUUGUAAAGUUCCUUCGGCCCCAUCAAAGGGAAGGGGUCCAAUUCAUGUUCGAAUGUGUUUCAGGAUCACUAAGUUCUGCUAACAUCAAUGGAUGCAUUUUGGCAGAUGAUAUGGGUUUGGGGAAAACAUUGCAGUCAAUCACGCUGCUGUAUACUCUCCUUCGUCAGGGGUUUGAUGGGAAACCAAUGGUAAAGAAGGCAAUUAUUGUGACACCGACCAGUCUUGUGAGUAAUUGGGAGGCUGAAAUUAAGAAGUGGGUCGGCGAGAGAGUUAAGCUUGUUGCCCUAUGUGAAAGCACUCGUGAUGGCGUUGUCUCUGGCAUUGACAGUUUUGUCAGUCUGCAAAGCACUUUACAGGUAUUAAUUGUUUCGUAUGAGACCUUUCGGAUGCAUUCUUCAAAGUUUAGUCAGAGUGAAUCCUGUGACCUCCUCAUAUGUGAUGAAGCCCACAGGCUGAAAAAUGACCAAACACUGACUAAUAGAGCAUUGGCAGCUUUAUCAUGCAGGCGGCGCAUUCUAUUGUCUGGGACUCCAAUGCAAAAUGAUUUGGAGGAGUUCUAUGCCAUGGUCAAUUUUACUAAUCCAGGAGUCUUGGGUGAUGCUGCAUAUUUUCGUCGUUACUAUGAGAUGCCAAUCAUUUGUGGUAGAGAACCCACGGCUACCGAAGAAGAGAAGAAGCUAGGUUCUGAGCGCUCUGCUGAGUUGAGUGCCAGAGUAAACCAGUUUAUAUUGAGGAGGACUAAUGCAUUGUUGUCGAAUCAUCUGCCGCCAAAGAUAAUUGAAGUUGUUUGUUGCAAGUUGACAUCUCUCCAAUCAGAGCUCUAUAAUCACUUCAUACAUUCAAAAAAUGUCAAACGAGCAAUUACUGAAGAUACGAAACAAUCAAAAAUCUUAGCUUACAUAACAGCUCUUAAGAAGCUCUGUAAUCAUCCAAAGUUGAUAUACGAUACAAUAAGAAGUGGGAGUCCGGGAACAUCUGGAUUUGAGGACUGCUUGCGCUUUUUCCCUCCAGAGAUGUUUUCAGGAAGAUCUGGAUCAUGGACUGGUGGUGAUGGCACAUGGAUUGAACUGUCAGGAAAAAUGCAUGUGCUUGCUCGUUUACUGGCUCAUCUCCAUCAGAGAACUAACGACCGAAUUGUUCUAGUCUCAAACUACACACAGACAUUGGACCUUUUUGCGCAAUUGUGUCGUGAACGAAGAUAUCCCUUCUUAAGGCUUGAUGGAACUACAUCUAUCAGUAAAAGACAAAAAUUGGUUAAUCGUUUUAAUGAUCCAUCUAAGGAUGAGUUUGCAUUUCUCUUGAGUAGCAAGGCUGGGGGUUGUGGCCUAAAUUUGAUAGGUGGAAAUCGACUUGUGUUGUUUGAUCCUGAUUGGAACCCUGCCAAUGACAAACAAGCUGCAGCAAGAGUCUGGAGGGAUGGACAAAAGAAGAGAGUUUACAUCUAUAGGUUUUUGAGUACAGGAACCAUUGAAGAAAAAGUAUACCAGCGUCAGAUGUCAAAGGAAGGGCUUCAGAAAGUUAUUCAGCAGGAGCAAUCGGAGUCUGAGGGGAACCUUCUUUCAGCUGAAGAUCUAAGAGACCUGUUCACUUUUCAUGAGAAUGUGAGAUCUGAAAUUCAUGAGAAGAUGAGCUGCAAUCGUUGCCAAAACUAUGUGAUGCAAGUGGAUGCCAAACUUGAAACAAGCUAUGGAAGUCCAUCAUCUCAAUCUGAGGAAGAAGAUAUAGGGGGAUUUGCUAGUGUUUCUGGGUGCUUACAUAGAUUAAAAAGCUCGGAGAAACAGGUGGGGACGCCCAAAGAAGAAGAUUUAGCUAAUUGGGGUCACCAUCUAUUUCCACAGUCAAUACCUGAUACUAUUCUUCAGUCUUCAGCAGGGGAUGAGGUUUCAUUUGUUUUCACUAACCAAGUAGGCGGGAAACUUGUUCCACUUGAAUCAGCAGUAAGGUCAAACACAGAAGAAGGACGCCCCAAGAACCUGUUGAACUCAAAAGAAAUUUUUUUUCACAAAUCAACCUUGUCAUCUCAAAAUCAAGCACCAUUUCCUUUACUUUCUACCAAUGUGGUUCAGUACGGGAGCAGAUUAUCUAAUCCUUUCAAGCGUCUGCAGAAGCCCCCGGCAAAAGUAGUAAGACCUUCUGAAGGCGUGACAGUUGUAGCAUUGGAGCACAAAAUCAGCCCUCAAAAUCAAUUACCUCAAAAGAGAAUAUUUACUGAUGAUAAAAUUGACAAUGAUUUUGACUAAACUUUAGCUUCUUGGCAUGUUCUCUUUGGCAGUUUCCGUUUUUAUUAAUUCCUGAAAAAUUUCCCAGUCAUCUACUGAACAAUGCAAAUUCUCAUCACUAUCAUUCCAUAAGAUUCUGAUUAGAACUUUUCUUUGACUGGUUCAUAUA